UUGAGCGCCUCCCAGCCUUGCUUGUCAAGCUGCAGCUGGCAAGGGGCGGUGACGCGCGGGAGGCCGGAGGACGUCAGGGACGCGCGGUCGAGCCUCCAGCCCGCCCCCGAGUGCCUUCCGGACUUUCUUUGCCGGUGACGCCGCGGCCCGGGCAACCGGCACUUGCUAGUCGGCGCGCGCUCUGCAGAAGUCCAGCUCCUCGCGCGGCGGGGCCCGAAGAUGGCGGCCUGCAAACUCUUCUCCUCGGGGCUUCGGCUCAGCGCCUCCUCCCGUAGCUCUGGGGCUGCCUGGUCCAAGGGAUGUGUUUGCUACUUUUCGACAAGUGCCCGUCACCAUACCAAAUUUUAUAAUGAUCCAGUGGAAGCUGUAAAAGACAUCCCUGAUGGUUCAACCAUUCUGGUUGGUGGUUUUGGGCUAUGUGGAAUUCCAGAGAAUCUUAUUGGAGCUCUGCUGAAGACUGGAGUAAAAGGGCUAACUGUAGUCAGCAACAACGCAGGGGUCGACAACUUUGGCUUGGGCCUUUUACUUCGAUCCAAGCAGAUAAAACGGAUGAUCUCUUCAUAUGUGGGGGAAAAUGCAGAGUUUGAACGACAGUUCUUAUCUGGUGAAUUAGAAGUAGAACUGACACCUCAGGGCACACUUGCAGAGAGGAUUCGAGCAGGUGGGGCUGGAGUUCCUGCAUUUUACACCAGCACAGGGUAUGGGACCCUGGUGCAAGAAGGAGGAGCACCCAUUAAAUACAACAAGGAUGGCAGCAUUGCCAUUGCCAGUAAGCCAAGAGAGGUGAGGGAGUUCAAUGGCCAGCAAUUUAUUCUGGAGCAAGCAAUUACAGGGGAUUUUGCUUUGGUGAAAGCCUGGAAAGCAGACCAAGCAGGAAAUGUGAUUUUCAGGAAAAGUGCAAGGAAUUUCAAUUUGCCAAUGUGCAAAGCUACAGAAACCACAGUGGUAGAGGUUGAAGAAAUUGUGGCUAUUGGAUCAUUUGCUGCGGAAGAUAUUCAUAUUCCUAAGAUUUAUGUACAUCGCCUUAUAAAGGGAGAAAAAUAUGAGAAAAGAAUUGAGCGUUUAUCAAUCCGGAAGGAAAGUGAUGAAAAACCCGAAUCUGAUAAGCCUGGAGAUAAUAUAAGGGAACGAAUCAUCAGACGGGCGGCUCUUGAAUUUGAGGACGGCAUGUAUGCUAAUUUGGGCAUAGGAAUCCCUCUCCUGGCUAGCAACUUUAUAAGCCCAAAUAUAACUGUUCAUCUUCAAAGUGAAAAUGGAGUGCUUGGUUUGGGUCCAUAUCCAUUUGCGCAUGAAGCUGAUGCAGAUUUAAUCAAUGCAGGCAAGGAAACAGUUACUGUUCUUCCAGGAGCCUCUUUUUUCUCCAGCGAUGAAUCAUUUGCGAUGAUUAGAGGGGGACAUGUCGAUUUAACAAUGCUAGGAGCAAUGCAAGUUUCCAAAUAUGGUGACCUAGCCAACUGGAUGAUACCUGGGAAGAUGGUGAAAGGAAUGGGAGGUGCUAUGGAUUUAGUGUCCAGUGCCAAAACCAAAGUUGUGGUCACUAUGGAGCAUUCUGCAAAGGGAAAUGCACAUAAAAUCAUGGAGAAAUGUACAUUACCACUGACUGGAAAGCAGUGUGUCAACCGCAUUAUUACAGAAAAGGCUGUGUUUGACGUGGACAAGAAGAAAGGGCUGACUCUGAUUGAGCUCUGGGAAGACCUGACAGUGGAUGACAUACAAAAGAGCACUGGGUGUGAUUUUGCAGUUUCACCAAAACUUAUCCCAAUGCAGCAGAUCACAACUUGAAAUGUGAAACAGACAUUUGUUUUUCAUUUUAAACAUAGGAUUUAAUUGAAAGGACAUCAGGAUCAUAAUUGUAUAUUUAACAAGCUGUUUUUGAUACAUUUCUUUUAGUGUUUCAGAACUUAUACAACUAUAUAGACUUUGUUCUCUCGAGCAUGGUGUGACGUUUUAAUGAAAACAAAAGAAAAAUAUUUAUGCUUAUCUUGUUUCGUAAGUGCUGAGAAGGUUGUCCGUACCAUUGGUGCUCGUAUGGACAUACCCAUACCUUCAUCAUGUAUGUGCGUAUGCUAAAUUAUAUGUAGCCCACUAAGGGGGGCCCUCACAAGAGUUUCACUAAAUUAUGACUUAACAGUCCUGAAAGAAAAAUAACAUAUAUGUGAAAUUGUUAUUAGGAGGAAUGCUCUCUUGAUGAUUAUUUAUCCUUCAGCCUUCUCUGACUUUUAUUAGGGGCCCUGAUUUUGUGAUUGCAUCUUAUCUCCCUACACCAUCCCCCUUCCUCCCAUACUUUUUAUAGCUAAAUAGAUAGCCAAGAGGACAAGCAGGAGUGUCUCUGGGAAGAAAGGUAACUGGUUUGUAGAAGAAACAGGAAGGUAUAGGCUGGAUUGAUGCUGAAAUCUCACCAAGAAGUUGCCUUAAGGACAGACAUCCAACCAUCUCUUUGUGCUUCUCCAUAAUCUAAAGUUAAAUAUAAGAAGAGGGCUAGAAACCCAACUGAUCAACUUGAAUAGUUUUCAGAUUUUAAAACAGCAUAGUAUUCCUUUAUAUCCAGAAAGAUCCUUAAGAUUCUUUUGCUGUUGCUGAGGCCCAGUGGGCUACUUGUACUUACUUCUUCUUAGGCCAAAAGGGGUAUGAGUAAUUUAUCAUUAGUCCUUAGUCACAAUGAUAGCAGAGUUCAAAGAUAUGAAAAUAACAUAAUAUACUUAAUUUUUAGGCUCACAUUUCUAUUUAGAAAAGAUUCUAAAUAUUGAAUGACUUUCUACAGAACAGUGUUUUAGGGGUUGUUUUGUUUUGUUUUGUGUUUCUGCCUAUGCUACUUAUUUUACUGAAGUGCUUCUAAUUUAUCCUUAUCCAGGUAGAGGAAAUAAUGAUAGACAAGACCUGGAUUUAAAGAAUUGAUCAACUUUAGAGUUGGAAAUGGAUUUGGUGGAUUAGAUUUGGAAGAAGUGUUUUCUCAAGAGUAUCUUCAAUACCAGACAGUCAUUGGGGCAGGGGGACACUUCAGAAGCAUCUUGGGUAUCAGAUAGGAGAAAGUGCAGGCCCUCUGAAGUCAUACUGGCCAGCUGGCCUUUGGACAGAGGUAGGCAUAAUACAGUGUAAUAUAUCAUUAUCUUGGCAUUCAGUGUAGGAACUUAUGCAUAUUUUAGGUGAUAGUUGUGAUUGAAACUCAUUUCUCUUCCAGUACAGCUACAGUCAUAUAGUGAAUAAUAUUCAAGGGAAAAGAGAAUUUUUAUGAGUACCAUACUCCAUAUAUAAAAUAGGCUUUCUGACUAGCUGCAUGGUUGAAAGUAUACACUCCCAGUACUGGUAAAAAAACAAAGAACCUUUCUUAUGAUGUACAAGAUACAUGAGAGUAAUAUAUCUAUAUUAGAGUUAUGAUUUGAAAAAAUAUUUUCUUGAUUGUUGUAUUUUCAAAGUUACUUUCUCAUCAUGCCAGUUGUUACUUUAACAUGUGAUUUUGAGAAUGUUCUAAACAUUGGCAAAAUCUAAGUUAAUAACUUAGUAUUCUUGAUGAAAUAGUACUGAGAUGUUAAAUGCAUUAAGAAAUACAAUAAAGAUUCAAAUUGAUAGAGA
Heterocephalus glaber (naked mole-rat) is the source of this 3570-nucleotide messenger RNA. It is a transcript of the gene Oxct1, whose product is annotated as 3-oxoacid CoA-transferase 1. Gene Ontology annotation, cellular component: mitochondrion. The record is from RefSeq and is a predicted model, not a curated record. Lineage: Eukaryota; Metazoa; Chordata; Mammalia; Rodentia; Bathyergidae. Gene Ontology annotation, biological process: ketone body catabolic process. Gene Ontology annotation, molecular function: succinyl-CoA:3-oxo-acid CoA-transferase activity.